Molecule: messenger RNA, 8445 nt
Organism: Trichoplax adhaerens
Lineage: Eukaryota; Metazoa; Placozoa; Uniplacotomia; Trichoplacea; Trichoplacidae
Exons: 54
Coding region: 1-8445 (2814 amino acids)
Biological process (GO): regulation of DNA-templated transcription; signal transduction
Cellular component (GO): nucleus
Molecular function (GO): protein binding; calcium ion binding
Source: RefSeq, a predicted model, not a curated record
AUGAGUACAGCAACUAUUUCCGAUCAACUAGUACUGACUACUGAGGCAUUCCUUCUUACUUUCAACGUCGAUCGAGCCCAAUGUCUCCCAUACAGUCGAUUCAAGAAUUCUACUCUUAGCAAUUUGGAGAGCAUAACAAUCAUCAACAUUACUGGUAUAGGACAAUUAACCGAUAUAUUUUUAAGCCUACUACUAAAAAAUUGUCCUAAAAUAGCGACUUUGAUCUGUGAUGGAUGUAACAACUUAACAGAUGCUGUAUUUCAGUCAUUAAUUGAAUAUUGCCAGGAUCUAACGACUAUUAGCUUCAAUUAUUGCCCAAAAUUAACGCAUAAGGCACUACAGAUAUUAGGCAAUUCAACAUUAAAGCUCAAGAGUGCGUCAUUUGUAUCUUGUAAUAUCAUAUACAUCCCCUCAAAUUUUGUCACAUCAAUAGCUAAUCAAGAUGGAGCUUACGAUUUGAAAGGAAAUCCAAUCCUAAAUAUCGAUCAUAAAUAUUUGAAGUGUGUCAAUGUCAAUUCUAUCGAGGAUAAAAUAUUCAAAAAUGUUCAUAAACAGGAUAUUAGUUUUAGAAUUAAUGUUAUUGGCAAUCGUGGAGUUGGAAAAUCAACCUUUAUAGCAAAUUUAUUGUCUUUUGCUAAGCAAACAUCCAAAGAUACCAAUAGCAAUCAUAUUCUUCAUCAAGAAAUUAACUCAAAUCUAACUAUCGAUUGGAAUAUAACAGAGUGCACAAGUCAGGCUAUGGCCUAUCUUGCAACGGAGGAGUGCCCUCUUAAUCUAAUUAUGUUUGAUUUGACAAACCCCGAAUUCUUACAUUGGUUAAAUCUCGUAAAUUAUAAGUGCCCAAAUAGUAUAACUAUUCUUGUUGGCACUCAUGCUGAAGAAUUUAAUGACGCCUCCAUGGAAUGUGAAUUAAUUUAUCAGAAAGUGGCAAACCCCAAAGAUAGCCCGAUAGAAGAUCACUUAUCGAAAGAUAAAUUGGAUCAGAUAUUGGCUUCAGCAGACUGGACUGAGGCAGUAGAUUCUGACCUUGAUAAUCAAAGAAAUGUGAAAGCUAUUUGCGAAUUAGCUAAAUCUUCGACAAAGAUUCACAAAAGCGUUUAUGCGGAAAUGGCAAAAAUUUUAGACACUUUCUUACAAUGUGGCAAAGAAAUUUUCGAUAAUCAAGCUCAGCCAUCCUAUUCAGUAUCGAAAGAUUAUGAAGAGCUCUAUGAAGAUAUCCUGAAUCUAUCCAAUCAAUAUCCUUACUUUCGAUUUUCUAAACUUCACUUGACCUUAUCGGAAAAAUAUGAAUCUACCAUGAAAAACAAUCUAUUGAAACCUAUACUAAAGCAUUUGCAUCUUCAGGGAAAGCUGUUCUUUUUAGACAACUUUGCUGAUCCAUUUGUUAUUUUUAAUAAGAGCUGGUUAAACCAAUGUCUUACUAGUAAUAUUCCUUACGAUCAACAUGUUGAUGAAACAUUCCAGAGAAAUAUUGACGAACUGCCAAUCAACACUGGAGCUUGUUAUAUAUCUUAUUUCAACUACGACGCUAUUAAUGAAAGUAACGGAAAGACAUAUACUGCAGAUUUGCCAGAUUCAUCGGGGCUAGACAUGGAAAACUGUUGGCCUACAGUAGAUGAAGCUGAAUUUAGCACUGAAAUCAAGUAUACGAUUUGGAACCUUCCUGUGAUAGUGUUAAAUCCUUUACUGGAUAAAGCUAUAGCACAGUGUUGUCGAUUAGCUACUAAUAUAAUUUUAUCCUGGAAAGAAGGAGUACUCUUGCGAUGUGGUCAUAUUCAAUGUCUAAUUAUAAGAAAAGAUAACAGUAAAAUCUUGGAAGAUAAAAAUAUGACUUUGCAGUUAUUUGCAAAAUGUUAUGAUAUCGAUGACAAAGAAGAAAUAUGCCAAGAAAGUUUCUGGAAUGUCGUAUUGGAUUUGGGAUUAUGUAUCGAAGCAGUUCUGCAUACUUCAAAGUUGAUAGUCAAGAAAGAAGUAGCUUGUCCUAAUUGCGUUAAAAAUACAACAUCGAAAAUGCACUACCUUGGUAUUAAUGAAGUCAAGCAAACUCUGGCAAGCAAUUCUGGUAAAGAAUUAGUUUGUCAACAACAGAACAAGAGUAUUUCUGUCCGUGAUAUACAAUAUUUUGUCAAUGGCAAAUCAUCAUUUUGCGUAGGCCAUCGAUUAAGUUAUUCUAAUGAUACUUUAGGCUGUACACUGUGCAAAAGAUAUCCGAAUUCCCUUAUACCAGUGCUUUGUUGUCAAGACUGUGGUCGAUGUCAUCGCUGUCUUACCGACUUUAAAGUAUUAAUGGAAAGUUUAGAAUGUAAAAAACUAAUUAAUCGCUCGUUCUGGAGCGAAACUAGCAAUAUUAUAAGCAUUGGCUCUGUUUUACAAGCCUGUGGUGAAUAUGCUUGCAGUGCUAUUGGUGCAGUCUCACUAGACACAAUCUAUCCAAAUAAAUUUGAAUUUUCAGUGGAUGCGCCGUUGUCUUCCGUCUUUUACUUCUAUUUUGGCUUAGUAUCGGAGCAUCAUGAUAGUAGAUUACCUCCAGGAUUUACUGAUAAAUCUAUUGGCUUCUCUUUAAUCGAUAAUAAACUUUUUAUUAACGCUAAAGAAACCGAUUACAGUCACCAUGAUACAUCAUUUCAAUUGGGAUCACAUAAUAAACUUUCUUGUUGUUUAGAUCGGAUAUCACAAACUGAGGUUCGCGUAUCAUUCGUAGUGGACAGUAUCAUUAUCGCAUCUUUUGUGCAUGAAUAUCACAAUCAAGGGUAUUACCCAAUGAUAUUUUGUUCUCAUGACUGUUCUCGAUUAUUUAUUCAUUCAACUAUACCUGCAAUUGACCAAGUAGGAAAGCGAGCUGCUAUACCGGUAUCAAAAAGGAAAAAUUAUGUUGAUAUUGGUGUAGUUAUUAAAGACUACAGCAAAUUGAAUACCAAUUAUAUAGCAUCUUCGAUUGGAGAGAUUGUUCAUAUAUUAGAAAAGACAAAUAAUGACCACUAUAAAGCGAAAAAUUUAUCUGAACAGAGCGGUUUAAUUCCUAUAGACUGCAUCAAGAAAAUAUUGGCCAUUGAGAAAGCUAGCUUACAAAAAGGAGAUUGGAUAGAAUUUUUUGAUGCAGCUGAUAAAAGCAAUGCUGAGGUCCACAUCCUUCAAGUGAGUGCUGUUAAAUUGCAAGAAAUUGAUGUUGAAAUCCAAGUAGACUUGCAAAAAAAAGAGAAGCGAACGAUUCCUAUUGACAGUCCUAAUAUCCAUCCACUUGGAUGGGCUCUCUCAACAAAAUAUGAAGUCACUUCACCUACAGGUUAUGUCUCCAAACUUACUAACGCUAUUAGUGACGGUAAACUCUAUUAUAAGGGUCAACGAGUUGAAAUAAAGUAUUCCAGUAGUUGGUAUAAAGGAACUGUGUUAAAGACGAGAUAUUGCGAUACAUUCAAGAUUCAUUACGAUGGCUGGCAAGAUUCUUAUGAUGAGACGAUAAGUCGAGAAGUAUUAAGGGGUAGAGAUAAGACAGCAAUUUCACCCGAUACUCCUAUUAAAGUUGGCGAUAAGGUGGAGGCUAAGUGGCAUUCUACUUGGUAUAAAGCAACAAUUUUGCAGUGUUUCGAGAAAGAACAGGCAGCCUUCGUUAGAUAUGAUGGUUAUAGCUCCAGCUGGGAUACUUGGUUCUCCGGUGAUAGUCUUAAACCGUUAAAAUCAAAGGAUGAUAGCGAAGAGCGUAAAGGAAAACCAUUAAAUCUUAUUGAAUGUAUACAAGCUGAAAAUGGACGUCCAGCUCCGUGCUACGCCUUUAAUGAGGAGCAAAUAAGAAUUAAUCCAAAAAACUAUCAAUCUUGUCGUAGUAUUCAAGGAAAUUACUCAGUGAUCGAGAGACUGUCAGAAAGAAACUUAGCUAUCGUUCUGAAAGAGAUACUGGAUGCUAGACGGUGGCAAUAUCCUAUUAUGAUGUUAACAUUACCAGAAUUUACUGAUUUAAUCCAAUUAAGCUGCCCUAUGCUGUCCCAGUUACAAUAUUGCCAAAGUUCAGUUGUUCACUGCUUAUGCUAUUCUCCAGGAUUUCAACGUGGAAUAUCUCCGGCAUUAGACCUGCAUUUUCUUGCUAAGGAAGGUGAUAAACUGGCUAAGAAAAUUAAUUUUUUAAAUCCUAGCCAAGAAGAUGCUCCUCUUCUGUGGUUUAUAACGACCCUUUGCAAAACUUCUGCAAUGGAUUUAGUUGCCAGUACUGACGUUGCUGAUGCGUUAGUAGGUACUAGCCUGGGACAAAACCCUGGUUUAUCAUUUCAUCAAAUCCAAAGGGCAAUCAGGGAAACUAUUGAUAUGAUUAAAGCUCAAACCCAAUUUAGCAUGUAUUGCUACAAUUUAUUAGAUAGAGCUUCCCGGCUACGGAAGGAAAUCAAAGACAGCAUUAUGGAAAUAGCGGAAUAUUCACCACGAACUGCAGAUAAAUCUCAUAGCCUUUUAAACAAGUAUGAUACUGGAUAUGGGCGCAUUUUUGCAUGGAUUAGUAAAUUGAAAAAAUUAAAAUAUUUGAAUUUAUCCAACAAUAAAUUGACCGAUUUGCCCGACGAUUUCAAAGAUUGCAGUCGAAAUUUGCAGGAGUUAAAUCUUGCCAGCAAUUACUUAACAUCUUUACCUAAUUAUAUUGGCAGCUUUAUAAGCCUAUUGGAGCUUGAUCUUAGCUAUAAUCUCAUUUCAUCUUUACCCACCUCUCUAUGCCGAUUAACAUCGUUAAUAACCUUAAAUUUAGCAGGUCAUCAACUCAAAGUACUACCAUCGGGCUUAGAUCAGUUAUCAUUAUUGAAAAAUUUAAAUUUAAGUGGCAUGCCAGUCAUGGAGAUUACUGAAGCAUCGGUUUUACAUCGAAAUAACAUGAGGGUUACAUUAACCAAAGGUCAACCGAAUCGACCUGUUAACGGAUAUGAUAACGAUGAUUAUAUAGAUCUCUUUCAAGCUUGUGAUGAAGAUGGCAAUCAUGUUCUGGAUUAUCUAGAGUUAAAUAAGCUGAAUAACCUGCUAUUUACUAAAAUUGUCCGUUUGAACGAAAUGUUUGAUGAGAAUAAUGACAAUCAGCAAAAUGCAUGGCCAAUAUUGGGACUUAAGAAUCUGGAGAAUUUAACGCUAGAUUACUUGCCUAUAAGAUCAAUCCCUGAAGAUUUUGGAAACUGUUUAACCAAUUUGAAAACAUUAAGUUUACGCCAUUGCUUACUAUUGGAAUCGUUACCAGCAUCAUUAGGGGGAUUGCAUCUAACAAAGCUAGAAAUUGUUGGUACAGAAAAAAUGAGAACUCCGCCACCUGAAAUCACAGCUAGAGGAUUAAAUUCAGUGAUGGCCUACUUAAAGCGCUUAUCAUAUGGAUCAUCAGAAUGUAAGCGUACCAAACUUAUGAUGGUAGGACUUGGAGGAGCUGGCAAAACUAGUCUGUCUCGGUCGUUAAGAUCAGCUUCCUUUAGUGAUAAAACAACUGGUGAAGAAGCCAUUACUGAUGGAAUUGAUAUUGCCAUUUGGACUGUUGAAACACCUGAUAAACAAAAAAUUGAAUAUAGUUUAUGGGAUUUCGCAGGACAGACAUUAUAUUAUAAUACACAUCAGUUUUUCUUAUCCAAUCGUGCAGUGUACCUGCUGGUUUGGAAUACACGUCUUGGCUACGAGCAUGCUGGUUUGGAAUUUUGGCUUAGCUCUAUAUCUUGUCAUGCCCCAGAAGCUCCGAUUUUUGUUGUUGGUACACAUUGUGAUAAAGUUGAAAAAAGUGAAAUACCAAAAGGUCGCCUCCAAAAGUUUUAUCCGCAGAUCCAAGGCUUUUUUACAGUUAGCUCAGCAACUGGCCAAGGCAUCCAAAAACUUUAUGGCGAUUUAAUCGCUGUUACGUUGAAGCAAAAGUACAUGGGUGAAAAAAUUCCAAACAUUUGGUUGGAGUAUGAGAACUCUAUUAUAAGCUGCCGUAAUAGGAGUAGUGUCCUAUCGUGGAAGGAGAUAACAGAAAUUGCUUGCAACCAUGGAAUUUUCCAAGAUGAUGAAAUUCGCGAAGCUGUCAAGUUACUAACAGAUCUUGGAUCAAUCCAACAUUUCGAUACGGAAAUGUUAAGAGAGGUAGUUGUAAUCAAUCCUCAGUGGAUUGUAGAUGUUAUGGCUUGCGUUGUAUCGGUCCACGAUAGCCCUAUAAAGAAUGGUCGAUUUCAUCAUAGUGACAUGCAAAAGAUUUGGUCAAAAUAUAAUUCCAACUUACAUAAAUGGUUAUUGGGCCUGACUGAACAAUUCGAUCUAAGCUUCUCACUACCUAAUAAAAGCACUAAUUUAGUUCCAUGCUUGUUAAACGAUGAUGACGAAGAAACUGAUGAUUUAGAUAAAGAAACCUUAGAAAUGGACGGUAUGAAGGAAACUAAAAUGGUUUAUACUUUUCAGUAUCUGCCAGCAGGUUUAUUUAAUCGACUGCAGGUUCGGCUAUGUGAAUUUACUGAAGACCAAACUAUUAGCAAGCGAGGAUCCAAAUUAAAGAAGAAUGGAAAUUUUGCCGUCUUAAAACAAUCAGAAAAUAACUUAAUAGACCUUAACGUCAAUGGUUUACGACCUGAAAAUAUGCUGUAUCUAGUCAAUGAGGUUUUGGAAUCGUUAACUGCAGACGCUUUUCAUGGCGUUCAUUUUUACUAUUUGGUACCUUGCCCUCACUGUUUACAAAAUGGAUCUCGCGAUCCAUCCAUGUUUUCUUCUAAGCGAAUACGUAGGGCAAGAGAAGUCAAGGCGAUAUUUCUGCAAUGCGAUGCCAAUUUCCAUACAGUUUCCAUUUCAGAGUUAGAAAGAAUCUUACCACCAACAUCCAGUGAUGAAUUCGACGUUCACUUACAAAAUGCAAUGCAAGGCUUGGAUGCUUUAAGCGAUAGUAUUAUGACAGACGUAUACGUAAGUUACUGCGAAGAUGAUUUACCUGCAGAAGAAAAUUCUAAUGAAACAUUACAUGUCAAGAGACUGAUGAAAUCACUAGAGGGUGAAGGCUAUAAAUGCGAUGCUAGAGAUUAUCGAGAAAACUAUAGCCUAGAAAAUAUAGCUGUUGGAAUGAAACAGUCACGAGCUAUUAUAAUUAUGUUGUCUGAUAAUUAUGAACGUAAUGAACAGUGCCGAUCUGAAUUCUCUCAUGCUUAUGAACUGUUAAAAAAACCAAUCAUUUUAGCGGUUAUUGGUAAAACUAAUAAUUGGACAAAAACAAAUCUUGGCUUUCUUGUAUCUAGUAUGUUAUAUAUAGAUUUUUCCAAUAUGCAAUUAUACAAUGAGAAACUAGAUGAAAUUAUUGAUCAAGUAGAAAAAAAGACCCAUAAGAAAGUGCAACAUUUGCAGCAGACGGAUUGCUUUAUUAGUUACUGCUGGAAAAAUUCAGCCAAUGCUUGCGAAUUAGGAAUUCAGCAGGUGGAUGGUGCAAUUGGAAAAGUUGAUCCUAGAGACUUGAAGGAUCAACUGAAAGCAAAGGGAAUAACUUGUUGGAUGGACAUAGAACAGCUAGGAAAGGCGGGUUUAUUUGAAGAAAUUUCCAUUGGUCUACGGAAAUCAAAAUUGUUUGUAGCUUGUGUUUCCGAUGAGUACGUGAAAUCCAAUAAUUGCAUAAUGGAAUUUCGGUUUGCUGUGACUACAUUACGACUACCAACCGUUUUAGCCAUUAUAGGAACAGGCAUCAAAUGGCAGUAUUCAGAAGUUGGAAUGUUGGCAGCUAAUUUGCCCAUGUUCAAUUUGCAAGGAAAUGAUUCAGAAAUGUCGUCCGAAAAACUUCUAUCAUUCAUAGUGGAGAAAAUUUCUACUUUAAUCAAGCCCGAAGACAAUCUAUUGACAACAGCCCCUAAUAUUGGAAAGGAAAGGAAAUUACAGGACCGAUCAGCCCAAUUUCAGGGAUCAGCAAAUUUGGAAUCCUCUAGAGAGUAUUACAUAAAAGUAUUAUGUGAGCAUGAAGAGGGUUGGCAUUGUCCAGAAAGUGGAGGCACAUUUCCCAUCCCAGGUGGUUCAUCACAAAUGAAAUUGUUGGUAAAAAAUACAGCAAAACAUUUACUUCGAGUUAUGUCUAUCAUGAAGCACAACAAUACAGGAUUUAAUUCACUUAAUCAAUCGAAUGAAGAUGAAUUUUUUGAUUAUGUAGCAUCGGCUGCUAAAUCAAGUGAUCUUAAUAUCGGACUUAAUUUUACAUCUUUCAUAUCAUUUAUGGAUGAAUUAAAAAUUGAAAAUAUCGGAUUAUCAAGGACUCAUCUUCCGAAUGGUAAAGUGUUAUGGUUAUGCGACAAGCAUAAAGCUGCUAAACAUUUUACUUUAGAUCAUCUAGGUAGUGACUCAUCGAAUCAACAAGCCAAGCAGAUUAAUCAUGUCGCUGAUGUUCAACAACCAAGUGUUACAUUGGCAAAGCCAAGGACUAAAUUUGCAGCAGCUGCAGUUACUGUAGCGGCAUCCCAGGGAUUAUCCAAGAGUUCAAAGUCUAGCGUUUGCUCUGUUAUGUAA